Molecule: messenger RNA, 3438 nt
Organism: Folsomia candida
Lineage: Eukaryota; Metazoa; Arthropoda; Collembola; Entomobryomorpha; Isotomidae
Gene: RhoGAP68F
Product: rho GTPase-activating protein 1
Exons: 12
Coding region: 398-1909 (503 amino acids)
Biological process (GO): small GTPase-mediated signal transduction; negative regulation of endocytic recycling
Cellular component (GO): cytoplasm
Molecular function (GO): GTPase activator activity
Source: RefSeq, a predicted model, not a curated record
GUUGAAGUUGAAGGCAGAGAGAGAGAGAGACAGACUGUCGAGUGAAUGUGGUGGAUAAGAGUUGUUAGUGCUUUUAGUAAACAGUUUAAUUUAUUGUACGUAAGGAAGGAACCACUACUAGCAUCAGUUGACUACUGAGGAGAGAAGAGAUACACAAAAUCUAAGCCGGAUAUGUCGAGUUGGUUUUUAAUAUGCAAAUCUCGCCUUGGUUUAACAGCUAUAGAAAAAUUAAGUUGAUAAACUGUUCGUCACUGUUUUACUAUAAAACUGUGGGUGGAAAGCGGAUCGAUUGGAAAUUGUGUGGGUGGGAGUGAAAAGUUUUACAAGUGUGAAGUACAAAAUUAUUGCAAGAAAUCAAGAAUUCUUUUUGUGGAGGUUUUUUUUAUUAAUAGGAAAAAUGGAAGUCGGAGUUGAGACAAAUGCAAAAACUCCUACGAAGAAAGUACAUUCCUUCAGCCCUGUGACGGGGGGAUCUCCCGUGAAAUACUUUGGGAUUUCUCAUCAUCCUUCCGCCAUGUAUGGAGACAAUGAGGACCCAUACCCCAGUUUAUCCGACUUUCAUGACUACGAACCCAACCUGGAAUUUGACGACACGGAGUUGGAACAAGCCGCAUCCACCGCAGGUGGGGAAGAUGAGAUCAAAGUUUUUGACUAUUUGGAGUCGCCUGUAUCGGAUGGAACGAUAGAAGAAAAUUUUGAGGAGGAAUUGGCAGCCGCCCCCUUCAUAUCAGAACCAGACUCCAUCACCACCACGCCCCUCCAGGACGAGGAGGAUUUUUCGGACAUUUCCCAACAUGGAAUUGUAGAAGUUGUUGGAGAUGAUGCCUACGGAAGGAAGAUCAUUGUGGUCGUAGCCUGUAAAUUGCCUUCAAACAAGGGUUUCGAUCAUCAACGAUUCCUCAGGUAUCUGUUGUACACCUUGGACAAAUAUGUUGAACAGGACUACAGUUUGGUAUAUUUUCACCAUGGGUUGAACAGCAAGAAUAAGCCUUCACUGACUUGGCUUUGGCAAGCGUACCGAGCAUUCGAGAGAAAGUACAAGAAAAACUUGAAAGCGUUGUAUCUAGUCCAUCCAACAAACUUUAUUAAGCUCACCUUUCAACUUUUCAAACCGGUGAUAAGCGCAAAAUUCGGAAGGAAAGUGAUGUACAUAAACUAUCUUCACGAGUUGAACCAGUUCAUUAGAUUGGAUCAACUUACUAUACCACAAAUAGUUUUAGACUAUGAUCAGCAACUGACUGCUAAAUCCAGUCAUAAAGCUGUCCCUUAUCCGACGAUCAACAACACAGGAUCAAAUAAUAAGGCCAGUAAAACACCCUUGGACACACAACAGUUUGGAGUAUCCUUAAUGUUCAUUAAAGAACGCAACAACAGCGACAUCAUACCUCCAAUUAUGAGACAGUGUGUCGAGUAUUUAAGUCAGCCAGAAGCAUUGGCCACCGAUGGUCUCUUCCGAAGAUCUGCAAGUACUAUUCUAGUCAAGGAAUGUCAAGCUAAGGCAAACAGAGGGGAAGUGAUUGAAUUCAACGGAGACUUUCACCUCGCUGCGGUUUUAAUCAAAGCAUUUCUCAGGGAAUUGGAAGAACCUUUGCUAACCUUUGAUCUUUUCGAGGAAAUCAUGGAUUUUCAAAAAUUGUCAAAGGAUGAGAGGGGACCAAUUGUGAAGCAAAUCAUCCUGGAAAAGUUACCUGAAGACAAUUACGCUGUGUUAAAAUAUCUUGUUCACUUUCUCUCAAAGGUGAUGGAUCGUGCAGACUUGAACAAAAUGACAUCUUCCAACCUCGCUGUGGUAUUUGGACCCAAUUUGAUGUGGUCCGAAAAUUUAAAGUUGUCCCUUGCAGCAAUUGCCCCUAUCAAUCAAUUCACCGAUUUUAUCCUAGUUCAUCAGGACGAAAUAUUUCUGAUAUGAAUCACUAAACUCAUUCCAGACAAAAGGAAUUAAUUUACAUACAUGAUGUUUCUCUCUAGAACUGAUACACUUACAUAUUACAUAUUAUUAUUAUCAACAAAGUUUUCUGUAUACUUUAGUAUGUACGUCGUAUAUAAACGCACAGUUAUAGUUUCACUAUUACCGUCAUCAUCGUCGUCGUCGUUGUCAUCUACACAUGUAAUAAUAACCCAGUUACCAAUGUAAUUUUACAAAUAAUGUUGCAAUGUAAAAACAUGUAUAUAUAUAUCUUGCUAAUUUGUUCAUAAAGCACACUAUUAACUAGGUUGAAUUGAAGUAAAUGUCCAUUACCAAUUAUCAUAUUCAUGAAUGUACUCCUUUACACACAAUAAGUAUCUUAUCGAACUUGCUAGAGUACAAUCUGAAAUUAUUUGAAAAUAUUUCAAACACAGGUGCUAAUAUUAUUGCUUGAUGUAAUAAGAUACGUUUUGCUUGUUACCCGACUUCUAUAACUUCUAUAACGCUUUUACCUAAAGAAGGGUUUAUAAAUCGAUUGGACUAGGUUAUAGUUUCAGAAAAUAUUCGCAUUAGAGUCACGUGUGUAGUGACAACCAAGUUGUAAUGUAAACUAUUUUUGGCCAGUAGUAUUCCUUCGUAUUUCAUACGGUUUUUGCAUUUUACUAAAAUCUUACUUAACAGUAUGAAAAUGUAGAAAAAAAGAAUAGUCUCAUUACAUCUUGCCAAAUACUACAACGCUCGUAGUAGUAUUAUAACAAAAGUGUAGAGUUAAUAAGUUUUGUGGGAUGUGGGAGGAAGAUUGUAUAAAAAUAAUAACAAAUUAAAAGAACCCGAAUCUGAAAUCUGAAUCAAUAAGAAUGAAAUUUUGUAUCUGAUCCUAGUGCAUUCCAAAUCUGUGAUUGAUGAAUGUAAAGCUGCUGGAUGGAAUUUUACCUUAUUAACUAAACUCAACAAAUUAGUACGGUUAGAGUCCCGUUACGUAAUAGCGGUCUGUUUGUAGCGAAUUUUAUAAAGUUACAAUUUUCCAGGUGGAUAAGAUCGUGUAGUAGUAUUAACUAAUAAUAGUAAUGAUUACUGUUAUUAUUGUUCUUAAUUAUUACAAUCCUUAUGUAAAUCCCGUAAGCCAAAAAAAUGUCACGGUAAAAUUUUUCAUGAAAACAACCUUCAACAAAGGAAAAAUAUGUUCCUGCUUUUACAGUGUGUAUUACUACAUAACAUGUAACAUGAUACGAAUUCCUGAUAAUAUGCAAGUAAACGCACGCUGUAGUUUAUUAAUUCCCAGUUUAUAUAAUACAUGCGAAUAGUCGUUUUGUACAAAAGGAAGAUACAUGAAGAAGAGCUAGUGAACGAAAGAAUUGAAAACCUCCGAUAUUGUAUGAUGUAGAUUAAUUCUUAUAAAAUUCCAGCUUACGAGUAGUACGCAAAACAGUUUGUCCUAUCUAAUAUUCCAUGUUUACUAUGUUACAGCAAUACUCUGCAAUGAUUGAAUAAUUAAAUCGGAAACUUUUGAAUUAAAGAGAGAGUAAAUAAUA